This is a messenger RNA of Anneissia japonica, 2491 nucleotides long. RefSeq lists its product as uncharacterized. The transcript has 12 exons. The annotation marks the transcript as partial. The record is from RefSeq and is a predicted model, not a curated record. Lineage: Eukaryota; Metazoa; Echinodermata; Crinoidea; Comatulida; Comatulidae.
AUGCUCAUCACGGUGGCGAUGAUGCUUGAUGAAGAGGACAAGGAUAUUGGUGAUGAGAAGGAUAAAGAUGAUAAUAAUGAGGAGGUGAAGGAAGAUAAUGAGUUUGUUCUCGAGCAGCUUCAGGGUUUGAACAUAGAGUAUGAGGAUGUUUGUGAUGAGAAGGACGAAGAUGAUAAAGAUGAGGAGGUGACGAAAGAUAAUGAGGCAGAUUAUAAUGAGGAUGAUGAGGAGGGGGAUCAUGACACGAUACCUGAUAUUACAGCAUUCAGUACAUCCUUCAUUGUGAAGAGUAACAGUCACACGAAUCUGCACGCCUACACCGGCGUUCAUGACAACGUUGCAAAUGAAAACGUCAUGUUUGGUGUCGGUUUAUGGGUGGACGACAACAGGACGCAUUAUGGUGAAAAUGAGUUGAAAUAUCCAGAUCCCGAAGCAACUUCUAUAUUUCCCUCUGAUUUAAGCUAUCCAAACGGAUUUAGUAAAAAUCCUAAAAGUGAGAAGCCCACUACUUCAUAUAAAUGUAUGCUCACAUCUUACUCUAAAACCAGUGUACGCAGAGUUGGUGUGAAAUACAUGUGGACAGAAAUCAAUGGUUACAAAGCUGCAGCGUCAAUGGUCUUUCUAAAACAUAACGAGUGCCCUCGUGGAAAAUGGCUGCCUCCUGAUUGUGAGAACGAUUGCCCUGUAUGUUAUAAUGGAGGCGUGUGUUCUGUUCCAUAUGGACUAUGCAUAUGUCCCCCGGGCUUCAAAGGAGAUAACUGUGAACAAUCGUGUGGUUGGAACUCGUGGGGACGUUAUUGCACAAUAAUAUGCAGCAGUAGUGGAGAUAAAAAUUGUAAAAAAAACCUUUUUUGUCCACCUGACCCUGUCGGUUGCUCGUGUAUGUCUGGCUUUAAAGGUCUUUCUUGUAAUACAGAAUGUGACACUACAACCACUGGCAAGUAUGGACCAGGAUGCCUUCUAGAUUGUCACUGUGACGCUACUGAAUGUCAGCUAUCAAAAGGUUGUAACGAAGACGCCACUUGUCAUUCUGGUUACAAUGGAACGCGUUGUCUAGAGAGAGAUCCGAAUGUGGAGUGUCCCGAGGGUUUUUAUGGCCCACAGUGCACCAAACUUUGUCACUGUGAAAACUCGUCAACAUGUGAUCGAAAUAACGGAAGUUGUCCUGACGGUGAUCUUUGUGAGGACGGAUGGGGAGGAGUGGGAUGCCAACAAGCACUUCCAGGGUUGUACGAUGCGCCCUCUGUCGAGUACAGUGCUUCAAGUAUCCGUGUAAUUUGGACAGCCUGGGACAGAAAUCAGGAUUUUGGUAACAGAAAUGCUAGCAGUUACGCGUUGAAAUACUGGAAGACGUUAUCAACGGAUGAAGCAGCAACCAUUGAUAACAUAACGGAUACUCGAAUAGACAUCAGCAUUUCGUUGAUAGAUUACAAUCAAUCUUACAGUGUGACUGUGUCAGUAAAUGCUGAUAUUGACGGCGUGUCAACACAAGGAAUUGCUAGUCCAGUUACGGCAUUCAGUCCCAUUGAGCCUCCAUCCUUUUCAUCUAACCCGUGUAAAUUUACUCGACUUGGAAACUUUUCCACUGUUGUUACGUGUGAUAUUUGGAGUUUCGAUGCACACAGCGGUAUGGGAAUUGUACAAGGGUACACUCUAGAAUAUUGGAACGUCAACACACCAAGUAUUGUGUACUCAGUCAGCGUAGAUGAACCUGUUCAGUCGCGAAGUUAUACGGUCCUACUACCUGAAGUGUAUGUGUACUACUCGUUCAAAUUGUCUGUGAUGGUGAUCUUUGAGCACAAAGGUGUAUAUAUGAAUGGAACACGAAGCUCCUUACUGAGCAUUUCAAAAGCCAUGUUACCUGAUCUUACAGCCUUUAGUGCAGUAUAUAUUGUAGACAAAGACACAGCAACGGAUCUGCGUGCCUACACUGGGUGGGAGGAUAAAUGUAACAACGAAAACGUCAUGUUUGGUAUAGGCUUAUGGGUGGACGACAACGGGACACGUUAUGGGGAAAAUGAGUUAAUAAAUUCAGACCCACAUAUAAACAAGUCCAUAUUUACUCCUGGUACUAUUUACGAAGAAUGCAAAAAAAUUAAAUCAGCAUGUAGAUGUUGGCUUACAUUCCCACCAAGUGACGUCCCUGCUGUACGCAGAGUCGGUGUAAAAUACAGUCGGACAGAAUUCAAUGGUUACAAGGCUUCAGCGUCAAUGGUGUUUCUAGCAAAUGGAGGCACCAUUGUACCAGAGCAACGAACUAUUACAACAAGUAUUGGCGAAACAGUUAAGCUGGUAAUGAUGAUUCGUGAUAGUGUAAAUGUCAGCAGUUUACGAUGGAAGAAAGAUGGACGAUCCGAUAUCAUAGAGUGGGAGGGGUUAAGCAACGCAACGAUUGAAAACGUUCGGCAAAAAGACGCUGGUAUUUACGAAUGUUAUCCGGAAGGACGACGACACGAAGGUCAACACGCUAUAGUACGAGUAAUUGUUAGAG